This is a messenger RNA of Ctenocephalides felis (cat flea), 1651 nucleotides long. RefSeq names its product fumarate hydratase, mitochondrial-like. Bases 146 to 1651 code for a protein of 501 amino acids. NCBI's taxonomy places the organism in Eukaryota, Metazoa, Arthropoda, Insecta, Siphonaptera, Pulicidae. The transcript is spliced from 8 exons. Gene Ontology annotation, cellular component: tricarboxylic acid cycle heteromeric enzyme complex; mitochondrion. Gene Ontology annotation, biological process: malate metabolic process; tricarboxylic acid cycle; fumarate metabolic process. Gene Ontology annotation, molecular function: fumarate hydratase activity. The record is from RefSeq and is a predicted model, not a curated record.
AUGUUACGUCAUGUCAACCGCACAGUAAGCCGCCAGACCUGUUAUGUCAUUUAGUGUUGCGCGGCCGCGAACAGUUGAUAAGCGCAACAAUUAUAAAGUUGUUAUUUAUUUAAACUGGUUUUAAUUUAUUAAUUUUGACGUAAUCAUGUCGAUGCACAUCUUCCGUCUUUCGCAAUGUCGUCUGUUAUCGCAGUUCAAAGGAAUCGAAGCGCUCAGCUUGGGCACUCAAGUUCACAGGAAUAUUUUCACAACCAAAAUGGCGAUGAGAAAGGAAUCAGACACCUUUGGAGAACUAGAUGUUCCUGAUGACAAGCUAUAUGGGGCACAAACCUUACGAUCUGUUAUGAACUUUCCCAUUGGAGGAGAAUUCGAGAGAAUGCCUUAUCCAGUUAUUGUAGGAAUGGGUGUUUUGAAAAAAGCUGCUGCCAUUGUUAAUAAGGACUACGGUUUAGAUCCAAAAAUUGCUGAUGCAAUUUCUAAAGCAGCUGAUGAUGUCAUUUCAGGAAAAUUGUAUGAUGAUCAUUUUCCAUUAGUAAUCUGGCAAACUGGGUCUGGAACCCAAACAAACAUGAACACAAAUGAAGUAAUUAGCAACAGAGCUAUUCAACUUUUAGGUGGUCAAUUGGGAUCAAAAACACCAGUACAUCCAAAUGAUCAUGUAAACAAAUCCCAAAGUUCAAAUGAUACAUUUCCAACGGCCAUGCAUAUUGCAGUAGCAAUGGAGAUCCAAUGUACUUUACUUCCAGGAAUGAAACAAUUGCACGAUUCUCUCAAUAAGAAAGCCAUAGAAUUUAAAGACAUUAUUAAAAUUGGUAGAACGCACACACAAGAUGCUGUGCCAUUGACAUUGGGACAAGAAUUCUCAGCUUAUGUUGCCCAAAUGGCUUAUGGCAUUGAAAGAGUCGAAGCUUGUUACCCCCGGUUAUACCAGCUCGCCAUAGGUGGAACAGCUGUUGGAACAGGAUUGAAUACUCGCAAAGGUUUUGCUGAAAAGUGCUGCAAAGUCAUUAGCGAACUCACAGGAAUUCCAUUCACAUCAGCCCCAAAUAAAUUUGAAGCUCUAGCAGCUCAUGAUGCCUUGGUUGAAGUUUCUGGUGCUCUUAAUGUAAUCGCUUGUUCUUUGAUGAAAAUUGCUAAUGACAUGAGAUUCUUGGCUUCUGGACCAAGAUGUGGACUUGGUGAAUUGUCUCUACCUGAAAACGAACCUGGAAGCUCUAUCAUGCCUGGUAAGGUUAAUCCAACUCAAUGUGAGGCCAUAACUAUGGUAGCUGCUCAAGUAAUGGGAAAUCACGUAGCUUGUACUGUUGGUGGAUCUAAUGGUCAUUUUGAAUUGAAUGUAUUUAAACCAAUGAUGGUUGCUAAUGUACUGCGAUCCAUCAGGCUAAUUGGUGACAGUUGUAAAUGCUUUGCAACAAAUUGUGUAGACGGAACCCAGGCCAAUAAAGAAAAUAUCGCUAAGAUAAUGCGCGAAUCCUUGAUGUUAGUAACAGCAUUGAACCCACAUAUCGGUUACGACAAGGCAGCUAAAAUAGCCAAAACUGCACAUGCCGACAAAUCUACUUUGAAAGAAGCUGCCUUGAAACUAAAAUACCUGACUGAACAACAAUUUGAUGAAUGGGUCAAGCCAGAAGAAAUGUUGGGACCUAAGUAA